AGACCCUCUCACUCAGACAGAGAGUCCGGCUCCUCUCGGUGCUGUAUCGAAAGCGGUGGUGUCUCUCGUCCCUUUCUGUAGAAUCAAAUGUUGGUGAAGCAUGGCGUCAUCUCCGCCUUAACACGAUCGACUUCUCAUUCACCUUCUUCUUCGUCUUCUACUGUGCUUAGAAGGCAACAGUUCUUGGUACGAACGCUUUGUGCCUCAAAAACUCAUCUCCCAAAGCUCAUCAGAGCAAUGAGUUCGACUUCGGAGGCCGACGCCGAGAGUGUUCUUAGAACCGUCACACCAUCGCUCGACCCCAAACGGCACAAAGGCCAAGCUGGGAAGAUAGCUGUGAUUGGAGGAUGUCGUGAAUACACUGGAGCUCCUUACUUCGCCGCCAUUUCAGCUCUCAAAAUCGGUGCUGAUCUGUCUCAUGUGUUCUGCACGAAAGACGCAGCUCCUGUUAUAAAGAGCUAUAGUCCUGAGCUUAUAGUUCACCCUGUUCUUGAGGAAUCUUACACCAUCAGUCAAUUCAGUGAGGAAGAGAAGAGAAAAGUCCAGGAUAAAGUGAUAGGAGAAGUGGAUAAAUGGAUGGAGAGAUUUGAUUGCCUUGUGAUUGGUCCUGGUUUGGGAAGGGAUCCUUUCCUCCUGGAGUGUGUGAGUAAGAUCAUGCUUCUUGCCAAGAAGUCCAAUGUUCCUUUUGUUGUAGAUGGGGACGGACUGUUUCUUGUAACGAAUUCCAUUGAUCUAGUCAAGAGCUAUCCGCUUGCUGUCUUAACUCCAAAUGUGAACGAGUAUAAGCGUCUUGUUCAGAAAGUGCUGAACUGUGAAGUGGACGAAGAGAAGGCUGAAGAUCAGCUACGUUCUUUGGCCAAACAGAUUGGUGGCGUAACGAUUCUGAGGAAAGGGAAAUCUGAUCUUAUAAGCAAUGGGGAGAUAGUAAAAUCAGUGAGCAUAUAUGGUUCGCCAAGGCGAUGUGGUGGACAAGGUGAUAUUCUCUCUGGGAGUGUCGCAGUGUUUCUGUCAUGGGCACAACAGCUUAAGUCAGAUCCUGAAAGUCCAUCUGAGAGUCCAGUAAUCUUGGGAUGUAUAGCUGCAUCUGGUCUGCUGAGAAAGGCUGCGUCCCUGGCUUUUACAAAACAUAAGAGAUCAACUCUCACAAGUGACAUUAUCGAAUGUUUAGGAAAGAGUUUGGAGGAUAUAUGCCCUGCAUCUUAGUCUGCAGAAGUCGUGAAUUAGAGCUGGUCUUUGCCUUCUACUACAUCUUGUUGUCUGUGAGAAACUUCAAAAGCUGCUCAUGUUUCUGUUAUCUUUCUGUCUGUUUUUUUCUUGAGAGUACUGUUCUCAAUAAUAAAACCUGAAUCUUGUAAUUACCCAAAUAAAAGUUACUACUCAAUACUCAAGACCCAUUCAUGUUUGAGAUUGUAAA
Messenger RNA from Brassica napus (rape), 1414 nucleotides. RefSeq names its product ATP-dependent (S)-NAD(P)H-hydrate dehydratase. Gene Ontology annotation, biological process: metabolite repair. Lineage: Eukaryota; Viridiplantae; Streptophyta; Magnoliopsida; Brassicales; Brassicaceae. The transcript is spliced from 11 exons. The record is from RefSeq and is a predicted model, not a curated record. Bases 88 to 1203 code for a protein of 371 amino acids. Gene Ontology annotation, molecular function: ATP-dependent NAD(P)H-hydrate dehydratase activity.